CCGUGCGUUGCCCGUGCGUACCUCCGUGCGUUGGUGGCAGUAGCACCCCGGAGGAAAUCGCUGCACGCCCGGCCGUGCGUUGCCCGUGCGUACCUCCGUGCGUUGGUGGCAGUAGCACCCCGGAGGAAAUCGCUGCACGCCCGGCCGUGCGUUGCCCGUGCGUACCUCCGUGCGUUGGUGGCAGUAGCACCCCGGAGGAAAUCGCUGCACGCCCGGCCGUGCGUUGCCCGUGCGUCCCUCCGUGCGUUGGGGGCAGUAGCCUCCAUUGGGAAGGCAAGGUAUGCACGACCGUGCGUACCCCCUACGCACGCCGUGCGUGGACCCCUGGCACCCGAAACUUGAUUUUUUCGUCCCGUUCUUCUACGUUUGGACCCCCGGUUGAUUCCAAACAUUAGUAUGAACCUAAUAACCUCCUAAAGAUGUGUAAAAACAUUAGAAAAGGUAUCUUACAUGGUGUAUAAAUGUAGGAACAUUAAAAAUCAAUGGUAGGUGUGCGAGGAUCCUCAUCGAUACCGGGGCACAACGCUCAUUUGUGAGUGAGGCGUUCGCCGAGGGCCUUGACGUGCCAUUGACACCUGUGACACAAACGUUGCUAGUCUCCACACCGUUAGGAGACGACGUGGAGAGGAAUCAUUUCUAUCCGUCGUGUGAGGUAGAAGUGACGGGUCAACAUUUGACUUGUGAUUUCGUACCUCUAAGCAUGUUGGAGUUCGAUGCAAUCCUAGGAAUAGAUUGGCUCGAGAAACACCAUGCUCGAGUGGAUUGCUACACCAAGGUGUUGGAGCUCGAGGAUGAUCAAGGGAACACGCUAUGUUUUGAAGGAGAUCGGGGGAAGUCCCAUGCAUGUAUCAUAUCCGUGAUGAGAGCACGGAAGAUGAUGAGGAAGGGAUGCCACACAUACCUUGCCUACGUGGUGGACGAUACCAAGAAGGAAGUCGACAUCAAAGAUGUAUGGGUCGUAUGCAAAUACCCGGAUGUAUUUCCCAAAGACCUACCGGGGCUCCCACCCGAUAGAGAGAUAGAGUUUGUAAUUGAAGUGGAGCCGGGAACCAAACCCAUUUCGAUUCCUCCUUAUCGAAUGGCGCCGGCCGAACUCCAAGAGUUGAAGGUCCAACUACAAGAAUUACUGGACAACGGGUUCAUCAGACCCAGUCAUUCACCGUGGGGAGCACCCGUACUCUUCGUAAAGAAGAAAGAUGGUACGCUAAGAAUGUGUAUCGACUACCGACAAUCGAACAAGGUCACCAUCAAAAACAGGUAUCCCUUACCGAGGAUUGAUGACUUGUUCGAUCAACUUCGAGGGGCAAUAGUGUUCUCGAAAAUUGACUUGAGGUCGGGGUAUCAUCAGUUGAAGAUCAAGGAGAGUGACAUACCUAAGAGUGC
This is a messenger RNA of Cuscuta epithymum, 1383 nucleotides long. The record is from the annotation of a GenBank genome assembly. NCBI's taxonomy places the organism in Eukaryota, Viridiplantae, Streptophyta, Magnoliopsida, Solanales, Convolvulaceae.